Aphanomyces astaci is the source of this 372-nucleotide messenger RNA. RefSeq lists its product as hypothetical. The record is from RefSeq and is a predicted model, not a curated record. The transcript has 2 exons. Bases 1 to 372 code for a protein of 123 amino acids. NCBI's taxonomy places the organism in Eukaryota, Oomycota, Saprolegniomycetes, Saprolegniales, Verrucalvaceae.
AUGCCCCCCAGAGCAACACAUCGAUCCCAACUGACGGUCCGAAACAUCAAUCAAGAGGUGGCUCUGCUCGAGAGUCUUGACCAACAGUGCCGAGAAAAACGCGCACGCUACUCGACUGUUAGAGAGGAUGAACCAGAUGACGAUCUGGACUCUGCGUCGCCGGUUUUUGACGUCUUUUUCAACGACAGGGGAGCCGAUGGUAUCAUGACGAUGACGAACUUCAGUCCGUCUGAGUUCAACAGGUUUGUCAACUACCCCUACGCAACCGACGUGACCUUCCAUCAGACCAACGUUCUGUCCGGCAGCUACGCCGACAAGAGUGUACUACAGUGGGUAAUCAAACAUAAUCAAACCUACGGCAUGGGCAUUUAA